GCAGUUUAUUGUCAAUUGGUUUGUAGACUGGUUUGCACCAUUUGCGCUCCUUCCCAAUCUGUCCCAUGGCUGAGGUAUACUGGAUAACUGAAGUCCUCCUCCGAGACAAACCUUUUCCCAAACACUUUCCCUCAACCAAAUUCUUCCAUUUAGCAGACUUCUCUAUCAUUAUCUCUCCAGCAUUGUUCUUGUUCAACCUAGAGAUUAUGUUCCGGUCAUCGUCUUCACCCUCCUCUCAAGGCGUCUUGGUCGGCACAAUCUCAACAUACCACCGAUCAACCGGAGAGUAUACCGAUCUUCUCCCCAUCUACAGCAACCAAACAAUCAACGUCGGUAAAGCAAAGCAUUGCGAAUACUACGUCACUGGCCCUGGCAUCUCAAGGAGACAUCUGAAGAUCGAAACAAUCAUUUACGACCGCGAGAAUCUCGACGACGUGCCUCCACUUGUCUACGCCGAAUGCAAAAGUGUGCAUACUACCAUCCACUGGAAUGGGUUUCCCAUGGACACGGCUAGGCGCAAGGUCCUGCUCGCCGACGGCGAUAUCCUCAAUCUGAACGGCGAGAUCUGCCUCAUCUUCAACCAUCACAACCGCAACGCCCACGAUACUGGCCCCGGUGAGACCCAAUCCAGGGAAAUAACGCUUAUGAGUUGCGAGCUCCAGAUCACACGUCGCAAAUUAGGGUCCGGGGGUAACGGCACCGUUUACAUGGCCUAUCGACGAGACAACGGGCGCCAGAUGGCGUGCAAGGUUGUCAAUAUUCAGUCGAUCAGAGACCGGAUUACCAGAGAGAAGAGGUUGAAUGGGAAGCUGGACGCCAUGCGGCAGGAGGCUUUGAUCUUGAAGGAUAUCUGCCAUGUAGGUGCAAAUGCCAUUCACAGAGAGCUCAUCGCUGGAGGAGACCUCUUCUCCUAUAUUCAAUCCAACAGUGGAGCAUCUCUGUUUAUGAAGUCCGUGUGUUUCGUACGCCAGAUUCUGAUGGCUGUCGAUUAUCUCCAUGAUCAUGACAUCGUCCAUCGUGAUUUGAAGCCUGACAACAUACUCCUGACGGAGCGGGACCCACACUAUAAGGAUGUUCACCGGGUUGUCCUUAUUGAUUUUGGCAGCGCCACUCGCGUGCAACCAGAAGAGCCGAUGUCCACAAUAGUGGGUACCGUGCCGUAUCGGGCUCCCGAGUUAUCCGGGGGUUCCUACACCAAAGCUAUCGAUAUGUGGUCCCUGGGCUGCGUGACGAUGGCCCUCCUUACCGGACAAUGCGCACCCGAUGAUUCACGUUCAUGGGGUGAAUUACUUGCUCAAGAGGGCGAUGAAGGCCAGCACAGGUUAGAGGCUCUCUUCCAGCAGCAUAGUAUAGGAGGCCGGCCCAAGAAGUUCAUCCGUCGUCUUCUCGAGCCGAACCCAGCAACGCGUAUGACCGCCAAGCAGGCUUUGCAGGAUGAUUUGUUCACAAAUCUUUCGCACAAGAAAUGCUUUGGGGAUCUUUAUGAUAAGGCAAUCAAGAACUGGACCGAGCGGGUUCCGGCUGACCCAAUCGUUGAGCUCUCUUACUACGGUCAGACAGGAUCUGAAAAUGAGUCAAAGGGUCCCGAUGAACUUGAGAAAGGGUGGGAUCAUCUGAGCGAGAUACGCACAGGCACAGAGGAUGACGGUGUAUCGUGGUGUAGCUCAGAUUCGGAGGUUCUCAUAUGUCAUCCGGAGCCGUCACCGACCUUGUCCGAUCCGGUGCUUCCACCGAUGAGGCUUGGGAUGAAGAACGACUGCUAG
Aspergillus saccharolyticus JOP 1030-1 is the source of this 1763-nucleotide messenger RNA. Its product is annotated as serine/threonine-protein kinase. Gene Ontology annotation, molecular function: protein binding; protein serine/threonine kinase activity; ATP binding. The transcript has 4 exons. Bases 66 to 1763 code for a protein of 565 amino acids. Gene Ontology annotation, cellular component: cytoplasm; nucleus. The record is from RefSeq and is a predicted model, not a curated record. NCBI's taxonomy places the organism in Eukaryota, Fungi, Ascomycota, Eurotiomycetes, Eurotiales, Aspergillaceae. Gene Ontology annotation, biological process: meiotic recombination checkpoint signaling; protein phosphorylation.